GUUGUUCCAAGGUUGUUGUUGAGAUCAUGUAUUUGGUGUUGAUCCUUGGGACGAUAUUUUGGCUAUCCCCCUUUCAACUUAGUGCACAACCUUGUUUCGACCACCAUCUCCAGCCGCACAGAAAUUCCCCUAGACCUUCCUAUAUCUAUAUAUCUUCCUAUAUCUUAUUAGCAGCGGUGGCAACUGCAGGGCUAGCUUGUCCAGAAGACGGAAAUCAAUGCAGGAGGCUCCAGAGCAGUUUAUAGCAAAUAAUACAAAACUAGCUGCUAUAAACUCCUAUAAACCGCAUUUACAAUUACUCCGAUUAUCCUGAGGAGAUGCUGGCGCCUGAACAAGCAAAGGAAACGAAGUGCAUAGCAGCUUAGAGCAAAUGCAAACACGGUCUUGAAUAUUUCGACCCGGUUCAAAUGUCAGAUAAGAUACGUGGAUGUCGGAUGACAAACCACACCCCUGAGAAAUGGGCCAUGCGCGGGAACUUGAUAAUUACAAGCUAAAAACUUGGGCGAUUCACGAGGGCCGUUUCGCAUUCUGAUAGAAGCUCUUAUAUGAUGGCUCCAACUAAUACUCCAACAAGGCAAAGUAAUGCCUUGGGUCGAGCUCCUCAAUCUGCCGGAAUUAGAUCCGUUUCGCGAACUCCACGCUUUAUCUUUGGAUCAACUGCUCCCUCAAGCUCUGCGUCUCAAUUUGCAGCAAUUCCUCGCUUUCGCUUUGCUGAAAAGUUCGGGCAGGUAUCUGUUUCUGAUAUCGAAGCUGAUCUGAGUGAUAUUGCCCCUUCAUCUUCAGCCCUUACGGACUCUGAUGGGCGAAUUGGAAGCUUGCCCCUUCUAUAUUCAAGGGAGGAUGAGAUCCAAGAUUCCAAUAGCGAUGAAGAGGAGAUCUUAUUCCAUGAUGACCCUACUUCUUCCCCUUUAGAAGGGCAUUCAGGAGCUCGGGAUGACGCGGGGGGAUUUGAUAGUGAUGCUGAAAUCGAUUCCAUUUUUCCUCCAACCCCUGAAAGACGCAACGCAAAACGCAGAAGAGUGUCAUCUCCUGCUCUUAAUAAUCCCAAUGCAGAUCCAAUCUCGUCGUGUCCAUCCCAUCCAUCUUCAUCCCCAUCAUCACUACAUCCGCCAUCACCCGUCUCCUCUUUGGCAUCUCUCACUACUCCAUCCCGAGCCUUGGCCCCGGAACCAUUUACCCCGCUGCUCCCAUCAAUCACAACCUUCAACCGCCCGCCUUCAUCAUCCACUAAGCACCCCCGUUUUCUUUUUCGCCACCAGCAAAGUUCACCUUCCAUGUCUACACAUUUCGCUCCUUCCCAAUUGAAGCCAACUACUGCACCGAUCUCAUCUCAACGGCGACCACCGCACUUCAUCCUCCCACCUACCUCUUCCAGACCACCGGAGCACCUCCAUCUUGCUCUAACCACAGAUGAAAGAUCCCUUAUCCCCGGACGCUCCAGACGGUCCAACUCUACCACGCCAAUCUGUGUACCGGGUGGCAUGACCGCCUCCGUCCGUGGUUGGCUACUAGAAGCAGAAGCAGCAAAACACGCCUCCCAAUUCCAGAACACACAGGCCAGCGCUUUCCAAGCGCCCAGGGUGACGCAAGAAAUGCCACCCCCGCCGCGAGUAGCUAACUAUUACCUCGUAGCCGAAGUCGUUGAUGUCCAACAUCAGGCAUCUACCAGCAAAAGCGACCAUAAUACGUAUACACCUGGCCAUCCUACUCCGGUGACAUUGAUCACAACGACCCCCAUAAAUAAUUCUUCUACCGCUAUUGCCAGUAGUAUCAUCAACACGGACACCAAUAGCACAACCCCAUCUACAGUACAACAGCAAACAUCUAUACGGCCCCCUUUCAUACAUCCCCCGUCCCGCAAAAUCCUACUAUUCGGGGCACCCAUCUCCAACCCACCGCGCAGCCACAGUCGCGGCUCUUUUGAUACACCGGGCCAACAUCCCGGCCGCCAUCCACGCCUUAGUGCAUCGUUCUUUGCCGCAUCUCCUAUCGUAGCAAAAGGAGACAAAAUAGGGCUCCGUCGCGGCCUUGUGUGGGAGAUGGAAAUUGAGGAAUUUCCAGGGAGGGUAGGUAAUGGGCAAAUGAGACAGGAUAGGGAAGGUGCAGUUGAUGCAGAGGAUGUCGCUGGAAGUGCAAGCGCACCCGGAACCCGAAGGAGGGAUGUUAAGGUAGAGAAGUGGCUUGUUGGUGUUGAGUGGGAUGUAUUAUGACUCGAGCUGUUUUACUACGUACAUAUAGCUUGGAGAAAUGAACCUUUACCCAAGCCACCUAGAAAUAUAUUCAGACAGACGAAACGGCCAAACGCAUAUAUUAUGAGACCCCGCUAUAUUAAAACUCCUUACACUCCGUUCAUUCAUUCAUUUCAAAAGCAAAAUACUAUCCCUAACAAACAGUAGCCCAAAUUAAAAACAACCCUCAAAGGAGAAAAGAAAGCAAUCAACCAAAAAUGGCUCCCAAGAAGGGAGAAGUGAUCCCCGACAAGCGGUCACUCCCACCCCCCACCCCCAAGCAACCCUCCCAAAACGCCUCCUGUCGGCUUUCCCCCCUUCGCCAGCCCCCUCCGCUCCACCCCCUCUCUCCCCCUCGCCGGAAGCUCCCACUCCCUCUGCCUCUCCCUGGCCGCUGCAUAAUAAUUCACAGACCCCUUCUUCCCGUUCUUACCCUGCAACUGCAUCCCCGCUCGUGACUCCGUCACCGACACCACGGGUUUCGCGCCAUAUGUCACUGCCGCAGUAGCUGCCGCCGAAGAAGACGACGAUGAUGAGGAUGAAGAUGCCGUUGCGCGCCGAAUGAGUAGCGGUGGGCGCUUGAAGAGUGGCGUGCUGUCAUUGGAGAAGAAGGCUUGGCGGGACCCUGAAGCGGUGGUUGACGUUGUGGAGCCGGAGGCGGCGUUGGAGGAUGCCUGUCUGCGGAGUGAGAGGCGGUCGACGACUUUCCCGCGCUGUCGGCGACGGGGGUGUAUGUGGUUAUAAUCGGAACCUGUGACACCGCGGCCGUUGGCAGGUGCCUGGAUAGGCUUGUCGCUGUUGUUGUUGCUGUCAUUAUUAUCAUCAGCGGAGAAGAGGCGGGUUUCUAUGUCAUCUUCACGCUGCUGCUCGUUGGUGACUUCGGUCUCCCUCUCUGUCUCCUCAUCAGAGAGCAGUAUAUCCUCGUCGAACGAUUCCGAGGCAUUAGAAUCGCCCCCAUCAAGGAGGAAAGACACCGACUCGCGGAUCUCAGCGAGCGUCAAGGGCUUCUUCCUGCUAGGGUUCUCCGCCGUACGGCGCAUGUGCGGCGGUGGACGGUUCAGCGCAUCGGGACCUGACUGGUCAAGUGGGCGCUUGCGCUUAUUAUUGCCAAUAGCAGAAACAUUUUCCCUUUCUGCAAAAUGAUCGUUCGCCCCUCCUUCCUGUUGUUGGAUGAUGAACGCUGACGAAAUCCUGCGACGUAUCCUGUGAGCUACUCGUGUUUCCACCUUCCAAAAAAUCCACCAUCGGCACAUCAUUAUCCACAUCCCUAUCUUCAAUAGUGCGCAGGAAAGCAGUUUUUUUCGGAUCCUCCGCUAUCUGACCGAUCUUCUCAUCGGCCAGGAGAGCUUUACGCAUCUUGGCGAAUUCUCUUCUCUUCGCACGACGGCGCGCGGCGAGGCGUUCAUCAUCUGAAUCGGAAAGGUCCAGAUCAUCACCGCCGGCUCCGCGCCUGCGGCGAAGAGCACCAGUAGCGAUGUCCCUCAUCAGCUUAUUGACUUGCUGCUCGUCCUGUUGUCUUGAGUGAUUUCUGUGAAAUUUGGUCUUGUUAGUUUCAUUUCCCAUGUAUUAUCCAAUAUAAAAAGGAACACCAGGUGCAAAAACCUACGCAUUAAGUGCAGCCAACUCCUUCUCAUCAACCACUUCCCCACCGUCGUCAUUAAUCAUACUAAGAUCAAUCUCAUCCUCUUCGCCAGCACUCUCAUCACUCGCCCCUCCCAACCCCGCAUACUCAUCCUCAGACUCCUCAGCCACCUCAUCAAUAACAUCACGCGCCCUGCUUUUAGACUUGUCAAAUGGAGUCUGCGAAGUCUUUUGCGUUUUCUUGUUCGCAGCCCUGCGCAUGACAUCAAAGGCACUAGAUUUAACCAGGAACCCUUCAUCAUCGUCCUCGUCAACAUCGGAAAGAUCAGCCACGGGUCCACGCCGCAGAAUUCUUGUCCCCCCGGUCCGUCGGGCAAUGGGGGAUUGAUCUUCACCAACGGGCACGGUAUCGAUCGUCGACGUAGGUACCCGUGCAUGCACAUCGGUAAACCUCUUCCCCUGGUCAAAUGGAGAAUACACAAAUCCAGCAUCCUGCGUCGGUUCAGGCGCCUGGGAGUAUGAUGUGACCGUCCUAGCCGCAGGAGACUCUGACACCCGGUCCUCCCCAUCAGCUCGUGGGUAACUCGCGAAUAGAUCGAGCGGGACGGAAUCCUGGCCCUGGCUGUCACGAACAAUUUCCUGCGAGUCUCGUUCCAGUAGAAGUUGAUCAACAGGGCACUCAAUAUCUGGCAUCCUGCGAAGCAUGGCGAGAGAGUCCUCUUCGUUAUCCUGGCUAUCUGCGAAAGUAGCCCCGAAUGCCUGCGUUAGGCCCAUUAAUGGGGUCCGAGAGGCUCCAAAAUCUGGGAAGAGGGGUCGGGCCUGUGAUCGAACGGGCGUUUCUUGUGGUAUCGGAGCAACAUCCACAUUUCCAUCUUCAUCCUCGUCGUCGCUAAUAACGCGCCUCCGGUUUCUCCUUGGGAAAUUCCCGUCUGUCCUUUGUACUUGAUGGUUGCCUGAUUCACUUUCUUCACCCUCAUCUUCUGAGACCUCAGCUUCGUCUGCUUCAUUAUGGACGAAUCCAGUACCCUCUUCUCCCUCAUCAACGCGCCUAUCGUCUUCUUCUAAUUCUUCAGCUUCCACUUCCUCGUCAUCACUUACUAUGAUGUCCUCCCCUUCCUCUUCGUCAGACUCAGAAAGGACCUCCCCAUCCGCGCCCUGGUAAUCCCCAUCCUCACUAUCAUCCAGGUCAACAGCAUCAAGGUGUCUACCAUCCUUCUUUGCCGCUUUCCGUUCCCUCCUCGCAAUCUCCUCCGCCUGCCCUCUAGCUUUCUCCAGCAAAUCCUCAACCUCAUCAUUAACACGCAUGCGUUCCUCCGCAGUCUCUAUAACAACACCCUUAGCUCUCAGCUCCUCGAUCUUCUCCUGCCGCUCCUGCAAUGCCUGUAGCCGCGCGCGUCGGAAAAGAUUGUUGUCCAACUCACUGCGCGUCAUCAUGGUUGUCUGUCGCUGGCGCGUCGGAGACGUGAGUUGUGCUAGGGUUCUAAGUUUUAGUAGUGUGGAGCAUGACUGGUUAUUACGCGUCGGCAAAUUCUCAAAGACAGCGAUACGACGCGUUUUCGCAGGGGAAGUGAUGAUUUCCAAAUCAGAAUCGGUGUUGUUCUUUUGACUCUCCUCUAUCGACUGGCGGGAGAGGCGGAUACGGACGGGUCGUGUUGUUUUGCUGGGUAUUCCGGGUGCUGGGGUUACGGACGGCGCUUUCGAGGCCUGUCGCUCCGGACGAGAGGGAUCAACUGGUUCGUGAGAAACCUGCGCGGAUCCAGCGAAUAUCUCUUCCACGGAUGGAAUAUAAAUGUUGUCGUCAUCCUUCGACACGCUAAUUCGCUUACUGCUAUCUUCGCCGGCUUCCUCGACUGGUUUGUCCUCUGAAAUUCCCUCUCUCAAGGGUGAAGUAGGCGGCGUACUAUGUCUAGCCUGCCCUUCCUCAUGGUCUGACGAAGCGGGAGCAGAACUCGUAGCCUCGGCCGCAUUUAGAGACGAGCUUUUGCUAUUAAAUUUAGCUAGGAAACUAUCUAGCGUAAUCUUUUUCCUUGUAACAGCCUGGUGGGCCAACUGCAUAUUGCGACUCAUACGUUGCGUCUCGCGGUUCAUCUCCAGCAACGCCUUCUUGCUCGCUUUACGAGCUGAGGGACGCGAAUGUUGUGUUAACUUCCUCCCGGACUCCGAAUCAUCAGCAUCGUCACUAAGGCGAUCGGAGCUGAGUAUUGUUUCCUGUACCUCGCUCGAUCGCUGUAAUCUAGCAGCUUUCUUCUCCUCUUCUAGUUGUUCGCGGGCUUCACGCUCCUUUCGCUUCUUCUCAACCAGGGCCAUGAGUCUGUUAUGGUUUGGUGGUCCGAGCCCCUCAUCCUCAUCAUCUGUUUCCAUUGCAUCCCGGGUAGCGCCAUUGUUCCUUUUCGUGGUGGGGGAAUCCUGAGAAACGAACAACGGCGAAAAGGACCUGUUAGACGUUAUCGAAGCAGAUCUACCUCCGCAACCCGUUCUCCUCCUCAUAGUCGUUUGGACCUCGUCGUCUGUCUCCAUGUCAUUGUCUGUAGUUGCAUUCAGUUUCGGUGAACCCUCCGGCACAAAAAGUGGGGAAUAUGAACGACGAGAUUCCCUUGCUGCUGCGGACGAUCUCCUCCUUCCAACAGCGCGAACAUCCUCAUCCUCAUCCUCAUCCUCAUCCUCGUCCUCAGAAGACGGAGGACGAAUCCCCUUAUCACUAGCAGUAGUAUCUUCCCGCGCUUGGAUCAUUCCCUUGGAAACCCGUUCGUACGCACUCGCAGUCGUAGUCGCACUCUGCUCUACCGCUGACGUCUGCAUCCGUGCCGCCAUCCUCCCCUUCGGCUGCAUGGGUAACUCGUCUUCCUCCUCGGCCGCAUCCCCAUCAUCAUCCCGGGGGCGAUAGAAAUUCGCGGCCGCAAAUGGCGUGAAAAGCGCCCUCGACACAGGUUGCUUCAUCUUCGCGCUAUCGUUACUAUUGCCGCCGGCAUUAGAAGGGUGAGUUGACCUGUUAGUUUCCGUCUGCUUCUCCCUUUCCCCCUCCGAAUCUGUAUCCGUAUCAUACGCCGCCAUAAUAGCCCGAAUCUUCGCGCCCGGCGUCAAUAUGACAGGCGAGUUGACGCCAGCAUCAUCGCUAUUAUGUUCACUUUGUGCAUCGCGCUCUGGUGUUACGGAGGACCGCGCCGGCCGUUUGGUGGAGGGUGUAUCAAUUUCCAUAUUGUCAAUUCGCAAUUCCAAUUCCAAUUCCAAUUGUCACCGUAGAUUAGUGGUAGGUGGGCCUAACUUGCAAGCAAAUUGAGGCUCAGAUUAUUGGGAACGGGAUUGUCCGACCUGCUCUGAUCUAGCGUGCCAGUCACGGAUGCGAAACGGGACCCUAAUAUGCUAGACUGCCAUUGGGGUUGAAAUAUAAAUGAUAUAUAGCAUUUAAACUGUGGAAUAAAACGUAACGGAGAAAAAGUUACUUUGUAUUAGAGCAAUAUUUCGUAUGUUGAGAAGCGUUAAUAUUACGUCUCCAUAUGGUGAGAGUGGAUGUUGGUGCUUUGCCCAUUUUGGCUCCACGCGAAGCCGC
Molecule: messenger RNA, 7356 nt
Organism: Blastomyces gilchristii SLH14081
Lineage: Eukaryota; Fungi; Ascomycota; Eurotiomycetes; Onygenales; Ajellomycetaceae
Exons: 2
Coding region: 546-2210 (554 amino acids)
Source: RefSeq, a predicted model, not a curated record